GUGACAUUUGAUGUCCCCAAGGAUGGAGCUUGGUUGGUCUAGGCUGGAGCUAGGCCUGCUGUUCGGCGGCUUUUGCGCUGGAGGUAUGCAAUCGGCAAACGCCCUGGAGGAAUUAUCCGAGCUGAUGGAACAAGUAUUACAAGGGGUGAGGGGGAUGCUGCAAAGCAUGGUGGACAUGCAUAGGACUCGGGCCCAAGUAUCCUUCUCGCGAGUUGUCGGCUCUUCGCUAAGGGAUGUCUCCAAGGCGGUGGACCUUACCCUUGAGGCCACUUCCAGGCGGUCUGCGCUGCUGCCGGCGUCGAUCUUGGCCUGCUGUCAUCGGGACGCUCUCGGCAUCAUGACAACCAGCAGCGUCGGCAACGCCGCCACCACCGCCGCCACUGUCGCCGGCACCGGGGGCCCCGUCGACGACGACGAGGAGAGGGGUAUACGAUCAUCCACGGAGCCCCCCCCCCUUCGACGACAAUCCAGCCUGCUCGAGGCUACGGGGCGCCUGGAGGAAGCCGUGUCGAGGAUGAUGAAGGACUACCAGCGGGCGCGGAAGGAGGUGCUGUACGGCCUGGACGACCUUGGCCGACCGCUAGAGGAGGUCGCCUCCUUGGGUCGGGAGGUGGACAGGGGAGGACGAAGCCCGUCUAUCCCGCGAGAGCCGGUGUCCCUGGAGGACCUCCAAUCCCUGUCUAAGCGUGAAAAGCUUCCCCGGACCGGCAGCAUCAAUAUCUCUGUCUUGAAGAACGGCCUCAGCACGACGGCCGGGGGGGUACCCGCCAGCAGCAAAGAGGCCCAAGUUAGCGAUGAGAUCGCGGGCAGGAGGAAGGAACGGGACCCGCUGGGCGGUGUCCCGAACCACGUGCUGGUCAUGAAGGAGCGCCAGAAGCUUGGGAGUUCCGCCACCAUGGCAAGGGGGGCGUUUCUGUUCAGCCUGUCGGGGCUUUGCUCUGCCCUCACCAAGAAGCGGGUUAGCCGCGCGGGGGGCUGGCGUCCGUCCCAAUCCGCGGAAGCAGCCCGCUUCAUCAUCUCCGGCCUGUGGACGGCGAUCCGACCCCCGCCAGGCCUCCUCGGCGCCUUAUCCUCGACCGCGGGACUUCUGGCCCCGCGAUGCUGCCGCCCCCGCGGCAGCAGCAGCAGCCGGGGGCAUCGUCGCAAGGUCAAGUUGGCGCUGAAGCGCCUCGGGGCUAGGUCGGGUCCGGUGUCUCCUACCUCGAGGACGGGAGGCGUUCGGGAGGGGGGAUGUCUCUCCGCCGUGACUAGGAGCGGGUACUUGUGGUGCUUCAAGGUGUCUCUGGCGCUGACGCUGUGCGCGGUGUUCAGCCUGUCCCCCUUCCUGGCCGAGCUGUUCGAGCCGUCCGUGUGGAUCUCGAUCACCGCCACCUUCGUCAUGGACAACCAGAGCGCCAGCGCGUUGUCUACGUCCCUGCUGCGGCUGGUUGGCACGGUGUUGGUGGGCGCCUCAAUGGGUUAUAGGAGUGGGGGUCCCUCAACAGUGCCUGUUGAAUGGUGCCUCUGCUCGGCAUGCUGGCGGCGACAUAGCAUGACACGGAUGGAGUACGCCACAACUUAA
Ectocarpus sp. CCAP 1310/34 is the source of this 1561-nucleotide messenger RNA. The record is from the annotation of a GenBank genome assembly. NCBI's taxonomy places the organism in Eukaryota, Phaeophyceae, Ectocarpales, Ectocarpaceae.